UCAGUCGCCUCAGUUGUCCAAGUGAUCGCCAGCAAAUACUUGUUUGUCCCCCUCUGUGUUUUAAUUGAAUUUGAUGGUGACCGGCGAAAGAACACGCGGUUUAUUAUAUUUUGAAAAUUAUAUUUGUUUUCUUUAUUGCUUUUUUUAUUCGAGUAUAUUAUCUUUUAUUUAAAGCUUACGAGCUUCUCAUUAAACGAUCGAUUCAGUUUAAUGACACUUUUUUUAUUUGUAUUUGUCAAUUAACUCAUUUUCUUAUCUACAAUACUGUUAAUUUGAUUUUGUUAUUAAUAAUUUUUAUCGACUCUUAACUGCCAUUGUUGCGGGGUUCAAAGAUCACAUCUGAAUUUACUUGAGAGGAAAUCAUCAUUGAUUUCGUCAUCAUAGUUCGAGAAUUUCAGUGGCACAAAUAAACCGCAAGCGUACAAGGGUUAUCAGAGGAGAGGCGUGCCAAGUACCGAUAUUACCACGUUAACCACUGGCGACAGCAUAAAUAAAACCAACCGGCAGACGACAUGGGCGAACGUUUGUAUAGUUGGCAGUGUGACCGGGCUGGAAAACUGCCAACCGCUUUCUAUGCACCACAAUCACAGCCACAAAUUUACCAGCAACAAGCAACAUCUCUGCCACCGGGUGUACUGUGUGCGGAUUUCAACAAUUCCGGAGCUGGUCUAGCUGGGGGAUUGCGGUACUAUCACAGUAACGGAUUGGCCGGAUAUAUGCAGCCGCCGGGAAUGCUGGCAGGAAAGCUUCUUGGCACGCCUAUGCCUACACAGUUGGAGGUGUGCCAGCAUGCUCACAUCAAUGGCAGCGCUUCCUGCUUUAACCGUAAUCGCUAUAUGCCGUACAAUCACAAUCGCUCCUGCGCGGCUGCAGCAGCUGUUGCCGCCGCCAUACCCGGCCAUCCCUUGCUGCACAGCUUUCCCCAACAACAGCAGCAGCUGCAACAGACAUAUCAGCCAUAUGACUCGAUCUAUCAGACGAGCAGCAUGUGCCCUCUCUCCCUGCCCAUGGCCUCGUCUGCCGCCCCUCUCGCAAUCAGCGCCUCUGCCAGCAGCAGUGCUGCCGUGGACCACACAAGCGUUGCCACACCGCACAAUGCCUCAGGCAGUGAUUUUGGCUACGCCAGCAGUCUGAACGAAACCAAGGCGCCCCGUUCUAGGGCCAUAGCUUCCGCAGUGGCCCUAAGUGGCAGCAGCAGCAAUGGGGAAGGAUCCGGUCAGACCUACGCCACAAUUACCGAUCCCAGUGAUGCGGUAACUUUGCAAAUAACCAAUUUGGACUACUCACUGGAUGAGUCGAGUCUGCGCAACUUUCUGAUGAACCAGCUGAAGCCCAUUACGCCAGUGGUGUCGCUGAUCUUUGAGGGCAGCUCCUAUGCCAAGGUCACUGUGCCCGAUCUAUAUUUUGCCAAGCAGGUCGUGUCCAAUUUGCAUCGCAAGAAGAUUGGCCACAAGCGCAUGCUGGUCAGCUACACACGCGACUCUUCAUUGACCGAGGUCAACACACUGCGUUGCCAGGUCGCUGGACUGCUAAAGGAUGUUCCGUACUAUACACUGCCGAUGUAUAAGUUCCGAGAGCUUUUCCAGUCGCGUUUCAAAACCUCCAUCAGUGUUCUGGAUUUGUACAAGAUGCAGGACAUCUGUACCAUUAACUCGGAUAACAAUGAGGAUAAGUUUAUCAGUCUGCAGCCAGAGCUGGUAAACACUUUGGAGAGCUCACCUUUGAUGGAGGGACUGCAGCACAGUGUGCCUUACUGCACGGUUCAUUUCAAGAAGGAACAGCACAAGGGAUGGGCAGAGCAAGAGAUUGAGCCGCUGCCCAAUGUGUUUAUGACAAUUUCAGAGAUCCAGAAGCUGAUUUAUCCGCUGCUCAAGAAUCAUCCUGGUGACAUACCCGUGGCCACGCUCCUGCACUGCAUUGAGGGCCAGCUGAAGGUGUCGAUUAUGGCCAAUGAGAGCGGCGUCAACUUGGAGCACUUGGUCUGCUGUGUUCAAGGCAUACAGAUACAGGUGAAUAACUUCGGCAUAAAGAUUCUAGGCUGGUUGGAGCUGAACAAGGAGAUGGCCUCAUCGAUUGGAACCGCUUCCUUCAGCUCCUCGAAUUCGAGCAGCUUAAACGGCAGCGACCGCAUGUCGAAUGUCUCGGGCGGCAGCUACUUCAAGAACUCUGUCGCUGAUCCGCUCUACCAGAUUUCCCGCGAGGUUAUCGAGCUGGUGAAGAUGUCGCCCAAGUCGACCAUGAAGUUCAAUCGCUUUAUCCCGGCAUAUCACAACCAUUUUGGCAAGCAAUGUCGAGUGGCAGACUAUGGCUACACCAAGCUCAUUGAGCUCUUUGAGGCACUGUCCUCUGUGGUGCAGAUCAUGGGCGACGGAGAGAAUCGUCAGAUCACGCUAACACAUCGCACCCAGAUACGUAGAUUCACGUCCGACCUGUUGCGGGUCCUGCGUGCGCAUGGUAAUAAUUCGGUGCUGCUGUCCCAAUUGCCGGGCAUUUUUGCUCAGACUCAGAGCCGAAAUUUCGAUGUGACUGACUAUGGAGUGUGCGACAUUGUGGACAUACUGGAUGGCCUGGUCAACUCCAAUAUUGUGGUCUUGAGCAACGUGCAGCAGGGCAAGGACAUACUCAUUUCCAUGCCCAAGCGCAAGCAGACCAAUAGUGAGCUGGAGAAAACCUGCGUUUUUGCAGGGGAAAUGGUGGAGCUGUUCCGGAAUUCCCUACAGUAUACGAUACUGUUUCAGAAGUUCGUUCGCUCGUAUCAUUAUCAUUUCGCAUACCAGUGUCGUCUCAGCGAUUACGGCUUCCUGAAGCUGGCCGAUCUCAUGGAUGCCAUUCAUGGUGUGGUUGAGAUGGAGUCGACUGGCGAUGAGGACAAGAAGAUUCUACUCUCGCCAAAGGUGGCCAGGCGUGUGUUUGCCGAGCAGUGCGAGGAUCUCAUCCGGAAUGUCACGGGGAACUCCACAAACUGCAUGAAACUCGAGCAGGUGCUGAAGUUGCACAAGAAGAAGUUUGGCUACCAAAUGCUGCCACAGACAUUGGGCGUCUCGGAUAUAGCCUCGGCCAUUGAACUGCUGCCCUAUGUCGAAGUGCAGCACAAGGAUCAAGCCACGUGGCUGAUUUGCCACAAUGAUGAUCUGGAAUUCCGUCAGUUGUGCUAUCGCGCCUGUAAGCAUCUAUUGCAGCGAGAAUCCACAGAUGCACCGAAAGGUGUUCCGAUUGCAACACCUGCAGCACCAGAGCCCUUGCCCAAAGCUCAAUUCAUAAGUGAGUUCAAUGCAAAGCACACGAUUCAGCUCACAGAAACCGCAUUGCUUGCCAUGCGCCAUACCAUUGAGAUUUACGAUGAAAACGACGAGCAGUUCGUUCGCCCUACCAGCUUCAUGAGGUUUCUUAUGUCGAUUGUCCGCAUGCUGGAACAGCGGCCCAGCAUGUAUCUGUACGAGAUCAAGAGCGGACUGGACUGUGGGCUCAGCACAACCUUUGAGUUUGGUUUUCCCAAUCUAUACUCGGUAGUGGCUGCCCAUGAGGAUCUCUUUACGAUUAACAAGGGACCCACGCAGGAGAGGAGCGAUGUGUCACUCAAUGUGAACUGUGAAUUACGUUUCAGUUCGGGAGUCAGUCAUCAGCAUUUGUUUGGCUCUUUGAAGUUGCCCUAUGCCAAACACAAGGCGCAGCGCACCUUUCGUACUCCUCUGGGCGAACACAAUCGUCCACCGCCUGCUCAGGCGCCACCGCCACACAAGACCCGAGCAAUUGCCAAUGAAUAUGCGAAUAGUGUGGCCAGCGCAUCCAAUGCGUCCUUCAAGCCGCAGGUAAAGAGUUACCUGAACUACCAGGAGCAGUACACUGCAGCCACAAAAUGUUCUCCUCCACCGAGUGCCAGCUCCUCGUUGCUGAAUAGUUUUGGCUCGAGCGCGGGAUCGAACCUUAGCUUGUGCAGCGGCUGCUGCAACAAGGAGAAUUCACUGAACUCCUCCCUACAGCUGUUCAACAGCUCGUUCAACUCCACUGGCGAGCUGAAUGGCAGUCUUGGAGCUGGAGAUUUGACCAACAUUACAUCCAGCACUGCCAUCAUGCCAGGCACCCCACAUGCGCAACCCUCGCCGGGAAAGCUCUGGCAUCGCCGUCAGGCCAGUUUCUAUCAACAGCAGAUGCAGCCGCCACUUCAACCUCACUCCUUUGGGCAGAACUCAGGGAGUGCAUCUGGGGAUCUGUAUGAUUUAGUUGGCUGUACUGCCGCGCCAAUAGCCUCCAUCUAUGAGUCAGCCAAUCCUGAUGCGAACACUGCGGAGAAGUUACCUUUUUGGAUCGACCCUAUUUGGAGCAAUCAAUCGGAACAGCAACAGACCCAUCAAAACGUACUCAAUAUUCGUCUGCCCGAGCUUAAGUCGCUGAAUGUAUUGCCCACCAUGCUGCUCUCCCCGUAUACCUUGUCCAAAAACGAGAACAUGAAGCGACAGCUAUUUAAUUUCGAUAAUCAUGACCGUAAAAUUGCUUAAUUAGGGACGGAAGCAUCAACAUUUCUGUCCUUUACAUAUUUUUAUUGCAUGGGCACAUUGUCAACAUUUAACAGUUAGCGAACAGCGAGUGGGGGGGAUCAUGGUGAAAUUACUACUCUAUCUCUAUCCCGUUCUUGCACUUGUCUUUUUGAGCGAGGUGAAUAAGCUAGUGGUCCUCGCAUGGUGCUACCAUGGGGGGAUGAAGUUUGAGUGGACUCCAGGAGAGCUCACAUUUCCCCCACCAGCAGCCUCUGAUAUUUGCCGUCGCUUUUGUUUUUAAGCGCAACAAUUGAACCUUUUUUUUUUAUAAAUUGUUAAU
This is a messenger RNA of Drosophila guanche, 4815 nucleotides long. RefSeq lists its product as uncharacterized. The coding region runs from base 513 to 4496 and encodes 1327 amino acids. NCBI's taxonomy places the organism in Eukaryota, Metazoa, Arthropoda, Insecta, Diptera, Drosophilidae. The record is from RefSeq and is a predicted model, not a curated record. Gene Ontology annotation, molecular function: nucleic acid binding. The transcript is spliced from 8 exons.